Molecule: messenger RNA, 2042 nt
Organism: Brassica rapa (field mustard)
Lineage: Eukaryota; Viridiplantae; Streptophyta; Magnoliopsida; Brassicales; Brassicaceae
Product: homeobox-leucine zipper protein HAT1
Biological process (GO): regulation of DNA-templated transcription
Cellular component (GO): nucleus
Molecular function (GO): sequence-specific DNA binding; DNA-binding transcription factor activity, RNA polymerase II-specific
Source: RefSeq, a predicted model, not a curated record
AGGUUGUGUCCUUCUAAAAAUAGUCUAAAAGUUGUGACUAUUCACUAGUUAUGUUAAUAGAAAGAUGGAAACUGUCUUUCCGUGUAAUAUUUUCUAUAUGGAGUGUAAUAUUUUCUAUAUGUAUCAUGUAUGUAAUGUAACUAUUUGUUGCUAAAUAAAAAACGGGGAUUGCGCCACAUAUAUCCUCAAAUCCUCAUAACAUGGGGGGCUUUUGCGCACGAAUUUGUAAGAACAUAAAUAAUUAGUGUAACUGGUAAAUAAAUAUGGAAUUUGUGGAAUUUAAAAUAAAUGGAAUGGUAGGAAUGAAAUACAGCAAAAAAUGGAAUGAUUUUCUUUGUAUUUUCUCUAUUUAUUUUUGGAAUUGAUGGAAUGAGUAUUCCAUUCCAUUUAUGUCAAAUGGUAAUUUUUUUUAUGGAAUUAAUGGAAUAUGUCAUUCUACAUCAUUCCAUUCCAAAUAUUUACAAUCCAGUUGCAGCCAAAAUAUAUUGAAAAUUUGAGUGUAGAAUAGAUUUGAAACUAGACUUUGGAUUCCAUACAUAAUGGAAUAACUUUUAGGUUAUGUCUUAUGGAAAUAGUUAACUAAAGAGAGGACCUAUAUGAUGUAGUAUAAGAGACUAAUAGUAAAAGAAGAAGAAAAAGAAAAAGAGAAGACAAAGAGGGAACAAGUUGGGGAUAAAAUAAUAGAGAUGUCAAAAGGCCAUUAUAGAUUAUAAUUGGCCAACCUGACAAGCUUUCAUUUCAUUCAACUCCUAUAUUAAUCACCUCUCUUCAUCCCCAUUUCACAUCUCUCUAUCUCUCUCUCUCCAUAAGAACCCUAGAGGUUGAUCGUGUCGUCCUCUUUACACUUCCUCCACUUUCAAAGUUAGAGCCUUUGAGGCAAAUUCAGCACUUCGAAGGUUUCUUUUGUCAUUUCUACCCAUAAAGUUCAAAACGUUUUAUAUUCUCAUCUACCAAAACCUUACUGUUUGAAGUUCUUGAGGAAAACUAAUAUUCAAGGCCUAAUAUAUAUAAUAUCAUGAUGAUGGGAAAAGAUGAUUUGGGUUUAAGUCUGAGCUUGGGGUUUGCACAAAAUCAACAUCCUCUCCAGCUAAAUCUCAAACCUACUUCUUCACCAAUGUCUAAUCACCAGAUGUUCCCAUGGAACCAGACCUUUGUAUCCUCCUCAGAUCAUCAAAACCAUCAAUCUCUAAGGAAAAUUGACGUGAACAGCUUGCCGUCGACGGUGGAGUUGGAGGAAGAGACCGGAGUUUCUUCCCCAAACAGCACGAUCUCGAGCACCGUGAGCGGCAAGAGGAGGAGCGAGAGACAAGGUAGCGGAGAUGACCUAGACAUCGCUCUGGACCGAUCUUCCUCACGUGGAACCUCCGACGAAGAAGAAGAAUAUGGAGGAGAGGCUUGUAGAAAGAAGCUCAGGCUAUCCAAAGAUCAAUCUGCUGUUCUCGAAGACACUUUCAAGGAGCACAACACUCUCAAUCCCAAACAGAAGCUGGCUUUGGCUAAGAAGCUAGGUUUAACCGCAAGACAAGUGGAAGUGUGGUUCCAAAACAGAAGAGCAAGGACAAAGUUGAAGCAAACCGAAGUAGAUUGCGAGUAUUUGAAGAGAUGCGUAGAGAAAUUGACAGAAGAGAACAGACGGCUCGAGAAAGAGGCAGCGGAACUAAGGGCACUAAAGCUUUCACCGGGGUUGUAUGGUAAGAUGAGUCCACCGACCACGCUUCUCAUGUGUCCAUCAUGCGAACGCGUGGGCGGACCAUCGAACCACAGCCAAAGGUCGGUGUCUUUGAACCCGUGGCUCCAAAUGGCCCAUGGGUCAACUUUUGAUGUCAAGCAUCCUAGGUCUUAACUUUAUUCCGGUUCUGUGGGUUAUAUGAUUAAUUAUGUGGGUCAUUGUACUUUUUAGAUUAUUGACUCUCGUUAUGUAUCCUUAAAAGCUUUUUCAUUUUUAAAAACUACUUAAAUCUGAUUAAAUUAGUUGUUCUUGUCUUCUUGAUGACAAACAAAACAUAAAAGAAUGGGGAAAACAAUUUAUUCCUUUUUUCUCA